This is a messenger RNA of Apaloderma vittatum (bar-tailed trogon), 510 nucleotides long. RefSeq names its product LY6/PLAUR domain containing 6B (gene LYPD6B). Lineage: Eukaryota; Metazoa; Chordata; Aves; Trogoniformes; Trogonidae. Gene Ontology annotation, molecular function: acetylcholine receptor regulator activity. The record is from RefSeq and is a predicted model, not a curated record. The transcript has 4 exons. Bases 1 to 510 code for a protein of 169 amino acids.
AUGUUGUUAUUCUGUCACACACUCGCCGGAGCCUUUCUGCCAUUCUUCAUCCUUUCAGGAAAUUGGGUUUCAGCUGAGAACAUCAACUUUUACAGCGUGAGGCCUCCGCUGGACCCCACUCCGUUUCCAAACAGUUUCAAGUGCUUUACGUGUGACAACGCGGUGGACAAUUACAACUGCAACAGAUGGGCUGAAGAUAGAUGGUGUCCCGAAAGUACUCAGUACUGUUUGACAGUUCAUCUCUUCACAGACCAUGGAAAGAGUACAUCAGUCACCAAAAAAUGCGCCACGGGAGAGGAAUGCCACUUGGUGGGCUGCCACCGUCACAGGGAGAGCGGCCACACGGAAUGCGUUUCCUGCUGUGAAGGCAUGAUUUGCAAUGUAGAAAUACCAACCAAUCACACAAACGCGGUGUUUGCCGUCUUGCACGCCCGGAGAACAUCGGGUGGCAGCAGGAGGACGGUGAGCGUCGCAGUGCUCGUGUUGGUCAUGAUGAUCGCGUUGUCGUGA